UUGGCCCGCGCAGCAUCCUGGAGACCAUCUUGAGCGCCUUUCAACCUUCAACUUUCGGUCGUCCACCACCACCCUCUAAUCCUCCAAUCCUCCAAACCCGCCAAAACCACACCACCGUCGCGACCGCCCUGAAAUAAUAACCCACUCCCCACAAUGGCACCCAAACGCACCGCCUCCUCCCAGAAGGCCGCCGCUGCCUCCGCCGACCACGCCCAGCAACUCCCCUCCUCGCCCGCGGGACCGACCGCCGCCGCCGCGAUACCGGGCACCAUGACCUCGCAGCCCAAGGCCGGCCCCAUCACCAUGACCCCCAAGGGCGUCGCCUCCGGCGCCCAGAACUGGGACCGGGUCCUCGCCAACCUCUACAACCACUACGUCAACAACACGCCGCAGCGCACGAAGCUGAUUGACGCCUUUAUGGCCUUCCUUGUCGUCGUCGGGGCGCUGCAGUUUCUGUACUGCGUCAUCGCUGGCAACUUUCCCUUCAACGCCUUCCUCUCUGGUUUCUCUGCUACCGUCGGCCAAUUCGUCCUCACUGCUUCCUUGCGCAUCCAGACCACCGAGGCCAACAAGUCCGAUUUUCCUUCCGUAUCACCCGAGAGAGCGUUUGCCGACUACGUCGCAUGCAGCUUGAUCCUCCACUUCUUCUGCGUCAACUUCAUAAACUAAGUUUCCAAAAUCAGGGGUUGUAGACAGACAACGGUGAAAAGAAAAGAAAAGUGGAUGGGUUUUCCCGAGUCAAGAUUCGAGCACGAUGCGGAGGGAUAUAGACAAACUCGGUACAGCACGGAAGCCGCACCACCAAACACCGCAUGGGCAGCAUCAUGAGCAUGCGAGACAAACCAGGCCAAUGUACAUUACACAAGCAGGCGCUUGCAUCCACAGAGCAAGCACGGGAAGAUGUCUGGAGGGAAGAAAGGAAGAAAGAAGAAAAGUGCAAUUCAGGGAAUCAUCCAUGAUACCGAGGGACUCCAAAAAAGGUUCUAGCUCUAUAAACCGUGUCUUUUUCCCCGAACGCCAGCCAUUUCCCCGCG
Molecule: messenger RNA, 1034 nt
Organism: Colletotrichum destructivum
Lineage: Eukaryota; Fungi; Ascomycota; Sordariomycetes; Glomerellales; Glomerellaceae
Exons: 4
Coding region: 154-669 (171 amino acids)
Biological process (GO): protein N-linked glycosylation
Cellular component (GO): oligosaccharyltransferase complex; membrane
Source: RefSeq, a predicted model, not a curated record